AUGGAGGAAGAGAAGGGAUUUGCGGUCUAUCAUAUAGUAGGAUACAAAUUCGAACAUCUUCGGAAACUUGAGAGUUGUUAUUUGGCCGAUCCAGUUGAUACUCCGCCUUACCCAUGUCAUACCCGCCGUCAGUAUUAUAUAAUAUUUUUAAUAUUCGAAAUCUUCGUUUCAAUUCUACAAUUCAAUCUGUUAAUUGCUAUGAUGACUAGAACUUACGAGGCCAUUUUCGAAACGAAAAAAGAAUGGAAUCGGCAGGUAAGUCAGGCUCGAAACUUCUUAAACUACAAGCUAUUAAGCGAUUCUAAUUUUCCUACACCAGUGGGCCCAAGUGAUCCUGAUUUGUCGUUAUCGCCAAAGGAAAGAUUAAUGCAUCUUUUGAAAUAUUCUCGCCCAACUGGAGUAAAUAAACGCAUCCGAAGUUACGUCGUCAGCAAAAAGAUAGGAGUGGGUGAUGGCUUAACUGAGGAUGAGGAGGUGCGAAAGCGUGAAGAGAAAGCAGAAGAGAUUCGAGAGGAGAAGCGUCAACUUAUGAAGAAGAAGAAUAGGGAACAAGAAAUCAAGGAGCAGGCCGUGCGAGCAAUGCAAACCACGGGAUCGGAAGUCAGAAAGCGAUGA
Molecule: messenger RNA, 615 nt
Organism: Strongylus vulgaris
Lineage: Eukaryota; Metazoa; Nematoda; Chromadorea; Rhabditida; Strongylidae
Source: the annotation of a GenBank genome assembly